AUGGUUUCUGUGAAGUUAGAUUUAGUGUUAUUGUUAAAUAUUUUUCAUGUGUAUGAAUGCAGUAGAAGAAUCACUGGUGGUGAAGUCGUGACUACAGAGAAAAGAUAUGUGGUUUACUUAUUGAAAGCGCCAUUAUCAAACAAAAUAUACGAUUCCUGGGUAUGUGGCGGUGCUCUGGUGUCAACUUUAUUCAUAGUAACAUCAGCAGCUUGUGUAGAUGAUGUUGAGUUCCUAUACGCCAUAGCCGGUUACAAAAACUACGUACCAGAUACGGAAAUAGAAAAUAACGAAUGCACUAAGGCGAAGAAAAAGAAAGUGAUUUACACUUGUAUCCCAAUGAGAUAUGACUUAAAGUACGAUAAAAUCGAAAAGUGGUCUUUCAUAGAUAUAGCUCUGGUGAAGGUAGAAUCUCCAUAUGAUUUCAAUGACGAAUCAUAUAAAGAAGUUUGUUCUUAUAUACCAGCUGCAAUUCCAAUUAAUUAUGAAACCAGAUUUCAAAACCCUGGUACUGAUGGUUUGGUGUUUGGUUGGGGACAUACAGAAAUAUGGCGAAAGCCUGGAGAUACAAGAAAUUACAACCAAGAAGUUCUACGGUAUGCGCCCGUUAAGAUACUGGAUAAACAGAAAUGCAAAACUUCUUAUGCUUCAAUUGCUAAUAUGAAUGAUGUAAUAGAUCAAUUUAUGAUAUGUUCAGAAGAAAGGGGUGAAAUGGACGAAAAUGGCAAUGUUGACAUGAAUGGCCCAAGUCAAGCCCCUAAGAUGAAUGGUUGCGGUGGCCAACAGUUGUCAGCAGAUGUGUUGACCAUAGAUGAAAUAUUAUGUGAAGAAAAUAGACUAUCAUUACGCUCAAAUCAAAGUUCUAGUUUUUCUUCGAUCAAAAACGGAACUGUAUUUAACCAAACGCGGAGAGCUGGAAUUUGUCAGAAUGACCACGGAGGUCCACUCGUCACGUGGGUGGGGGCAAAUGAGGUUCUCAUUGGUGUGGCCUCAGUAUUCAAAGUAGAUGAUGAUUCUAAUUGUAUGGGGCCUUUCUUGUACACAAGCACUCAAUGUAAUGGUGCAUUUCUCGACUGUAUACUUGCUGGUUCUAGUAGAUCAGGACUGAACGGAGAGAGAUCUCUUUGUGACCUGCCGCCGAUCCAGAGGGGUUAUGACACAUUUGAACGAUUUAUAUCGUGGAUAAAUCAUCCUGCUGGAGCGGCAGACAACGAAUUUGAUUAUGGUAAUUCCACUGAAGCUGAAACAGAAAAUAGACCAACCCCUCGAUAUCAGUCAGAGGCUUUUAAACAAUUUGUGAAAAUGAAAAAAAAAUCACAAAACAACACAAUUUCAACACGACCGCAGCGACCUCUAUAUUCCAGACUGAAUGUUUAACAUUUCUA
Messenger RNA from Helicoverpa zea (corn earworm), 1382 nucleotides. RefSeq lists its product as uncharacterized. NCBI's taxonomy places the organism in Eukaryota, Metazoa, Arthropoda, Insecta, Lepidoptera, Noctuidae. The transcript is spliced from 9 exons. Gene Ontology annotation, biological process: proteolysis. The record is from RefSeq and is a predicted model, not a curated record. The coding region runs from base 1 to 1374 and encodes 457 amino acids. Gene Ontology annotation, molecular function: serine-type endopeptidase activity.